Molecule: messenger RNA, 486 nt
Organism: Engraulis encrasicolus (European anchovy)
Lineage: Eukaryota; Metazoa; Chordata; Actinopteri; Clupeiformes; Engraulidae
Product: putative olfactory receptor 13C6
Exons: 3
Coding region: 1-486 (161 amino acids)
Biological process (GO): G protein-coupled receptor signaling pathway; detection of chemical stimulus involved in sensory perception of smell
Cellular component (GO): membrane
Molecular function (GO): olfactory receptor activity; odorant binding
Source: RefSeq, a predicted model, not a curated record
AUGGCGGUACACAUCGCUGCUGUGCUGGAGUGUAAAGGAGAUGUAUCUGGCCAGACAGUCAGAGGCAUCAAAGCCCAUGGAAAAACGGAUAUAUAUUUAUUCAUCAUUUUGUUUUUACAACCAUAUAUUUUAAUUGUGACCUUGAAUGCUUGCUUGAUUUACAUCGUUUGUAAAAACAGAAGCCUACAUGAACCUAUGUACAUUUUCAUUGCCAAUUUGUCAGUUAAUGGAAUCUAUGGAGGCACUGCGUUGCUGCCACAUACGUUGAGUAAGCUUGCCACACAGUCUUACGACAUCUCUUUAGCCAAGUGUUUAAGUCAGGUACGCCUCAAGAGAACACAAGUGAGAUAUGGACUGUCUCUUUUUCUGUCUGUUUAUCUCUUGAUUAUGCCUCCACUGCUAAAUCCUGUGGUAUAUGGUUCUACUGCACUUAAAAACCAUAUUGUGAUAUUGAUUAAGAGGGCAAAGCUCUCCCCAAUUUCAUAA